AGCUGACACCCCCAAAAAUGUUCUCCAAAAAUGGAAAAUUAUAGGAGGAAUAGAUGAAAUUCAUCGAACCUAAAACCACGUCCGGUAACUUUAGAUAUCCCAUUUACCGAUAAUUUCCACUCCCGCCAGUUAUUGGUUGUUACAUUUUUGCACAGUGUCAGUGUUAGUUUUUUGGAUUUGUUUAUAUUGUGAAAUGAGUUAAUAAAAUGAUGCCAAUUAAAGAUAAUCAAGAUGUGGCUUGUUUCUUUGUUACCAAACAUUCCUGGAAAGGAAGGUACAAUAGAAUAUUUUCCAUUGGAACCAUGGGGAUAACAACUUAUAACCCAUCCAACUUGGAAGUUACAAAUAGAUGGGCUUACAAUGAUGUAAUAUCAGUCAGUCCAAUUAGAACAGGCAAUGCCCCCAAUGAAUUUCAAAUCACCAUGAAAAAAGAUAGGAAAAUUGAUAAGAUGACAUUUUCCACAGACCAUCGAACACAAUUAAUGACUGAGGCAUUAAAAUUCAGGCACAGUUUUUUAGAAAAGCCCAAGGAAAUUUUGAAAUAUCAUGCCUACAAACAUCACUGGUCUGAUGUUAGAUUACCCAUUAUACUUGAAAUAACACCUUAUUCACUUGAUCAGCUAGAUCCUGCCACAAAUUUAGUUCUUGCCAGUUACAAUUUUAAGGAUUUUGAGGGUAUAUGCACUGUAUCUGAUUACCCAGGAGGUUUUGUGAUAGUAUGUGGUGGAUUUGGAAGGUUACACCUUUUCCAAGCAGUUGAUUUUGAACAAAUAAAAGGAAAAAUUCUAGAAAAUGCUGUUACAAAUUUAGGAAUUAACAUUAAAGUAUUAAGCACUCCAAUUACUUUAGAAGAUUUUCAAAGCCAAAGAUUUGGAAAAUUCAGUGACGAUGAAUUCCAAACUUCCGUUUCUGAGUUUUCUGUAUACAAAAUACACAAAGCUAGACAUCCUGAGCCUGUGAGAAGAACAUUGUGUUUGUCUGAAGCAUGUUUGCUGGAAAGAGAUCCUCAGACAUAUAGUGUGUGUACAUUGCAACCACUAAGUAAUAUAUUCCUAUUAGUUCGAGACAAUGAUAACCCGCAAUUAUUUAGCAUUGAAUACAUAAAUGGACAAAUUAGAACAUACACCACAACUGAUAGGGAUUCAUUAUUGGCAUCCCUAUUAGAUGGUGUAAGAGCCUCAGGUAACAAAGAUGUGCACGUCACUAUGGUUCCUAGAGAAAGAGGCCUCAGAUUGGGGCCAUUGCAUUUACCGGUUGAGGAAGAAGCGGAAACCUUACACGUUAAAUUCCUCCAAAAUCCCCCGCCAAACAAGUCAUUUGCCGAAUGUGUCCGCAGAUUUAAUGCCAACGUUCCAUAUAGUGGUCUCUUGUACAGUGUCAAUCAAGACAAAUUAUUCUCGGAAAAUAAGGAGAAAUUGAUAGUGGCUGCCCUUCAGUCGCUCGUGCAAAAGGAAGGUGAUCAAAAAACCAUAGCAUCGGUAAAUCUGGAAGCGCAGUUUCACGCACUUAGGCGAUUGGUGGCCAGUAAAGUUGGUUAUGCCGCAUUUAUCAAAUUACCAGGUUUUCGAGAAGCAAUAGGCAUGAAGGUUGUAACAGCUUUAAAAAGGAAUGAUUAUGGAGUAACCCAUGCAGCAAUAGACAUGAUAUGCGCCCUGAUGCAUCCCAUGCAUGACGACUAUGACCUAAGGCAGGAGCAAUUGAACAAAUCAUCGUUGCUGCAGACUAAAUCAUUCCUGGAUCAUUUACUAAACAUGUGGACAACACAUAUUGCACAAAGUACAGGUGCUCUAGUAGUGUCGGCGAUGCUGGAUUUUCUUACUUUUGCACUGUGUGUACCCUACAGCGAGACUACGGAUGGGAAACAUUUCGACUCGCUUUUAGAAAUGGUUUCGGAAAGAGGUCGAAUGCUGUUUAGAUUAUUCCAGCAUCCAUCAAUGGCAAUAAUUAAAGGGGCCGGUUUGGUAAUGCGCGCCCUAAUUGAAGAGGGUGAGGCAGAAGUGGCAGCAAAAAUGCAAAAUUUGGCCCUAGCCGAGGGUGCAUUGCCCCGUCACUUGAUGGCGGCGCUCUACACCUCCGGUCUGGACGGUCGUUUGCUCACACACCGUCAACUAUCGCGUCACCUUAUCGGUCUGUGGAUCACCGGCAAUCCUACGGCAAUGGGGCUGCUCAAAAGAAUUAUGCCCACGGGUCUAACCAACUUCCUCGACUCGAAAGAAGAGAUCCCGGAGUCGGCCAAAGAACAGGAGCUGUUGAACUAUAGAGAUAACUUAAAGAUGGCCCAGGAUCACGCCAGCAAGUCCAGGAAGAAUCCCAACUGGGCGGCAGUAGAGCGACAACUCAAGAUAGUCGAGAAAAAGAUGGAACACUACACCAACCUGGCACUUCAGCACUGGGGUUCAAGAGUGGGAAUAAGCCUACCCAGGCAGGAGAACAACAAAGAAAGACCGAUUGUUUUAAGGAGACGCAGGGAAAGGAUAAAAGCUGAGGCCAAUUGGCCACUCUUUUAUUUUCAGUUCAACCAAGAUCACGCACUUCCCAAUUUAAUUUGGAACCACAAGACUAGAGAGGAGUUACGCAGUGCCUUAGAUAAUGAAGUGAGAAACUUCGCAUCCGACAGAGAAUUAGCCGGAUCGGCUUUGGUGGCCUGGAAUCAUCAAGAGUUUGAGGUAAACUAUCAAUGUCUGGCUGACGAAGUGAAAAUUGGUGAUUACUACUUAAGACUGCUUUUGGAGAUGGACGCUACCAAUGACGACUCUCCUAUUCGUAAAACAUAUGAAUUUUUUAACGACUUAUAUCAUAGAUUUUUACUAAACCCAAAAGUAGAAAUGAAAUGCAUGUGUCUUCAAGCAAUGGCUAUAGUUUAUGGAAGAUACUACGAGGAUAUUGGACCGUUUGGUGACACAAAAUAUAUAAUAGGAAUGUUGGAAAGGUGUUUGGAUAAAACAGAACGUGACAGAUUGGUGAUGUUCAUACACAAACUCAUUUUGCAUCAUCGCAAUGUUCGGGAGAUAAUCGAUGUGGGGGGAGUGAGAAUCAUGGUUGACAUGAUGACUUUGGCUCAUUUGCACACCUCCCGUGCUGUUAUUCCGACUCAAACUAAUGUCAUAGAAGCAGGUCCUGGUAUGAAGGCCAUACAACAAAAGGAAUGGUACUACAAUACAGAAGAAGGUAGACAAGGACCAGUCAGUUUUGAGCAAUUGAAAGAAUUGUUUCAAAAGAACGUGAUAAAUCACAAAACACGUUGUUGGGCCAUGGCUCUGGAUGGUUGGAGGCCAUUAAACAUGUUGCCCCAAUUGAAGUGGUGUUUACUGUCUCGAGGUACACCCGUUUUAAAUGAAAGCGAACUGGCAACGCACAUACUAAACAUUCUAAUCAGAAUGUGUGAGUACUACCCUAGCAGAGACUCUGACGACGCUAUCAUACGUCCCCUACCUAAAGUCAAGAGUUUACUGAGCGAUCCGGUCACCCUUUCGCACAUUGUACAGUUGUUAUUAACGUUUGAUCCUAUUUUGGUCGAAAAAGUGGCGACACUACUGUGCGAGGUCAUGAAAGAUAAUCCAGAAAUGUCCAAGCUCUACUUGACUGGGGUAUUUUACUUUAUUCUAAUGUACACUGGCAGUAAUGUUCUUCCAAUAGCCAGGUUCUUGCAACUUACCCACAUGAAACAAGCCGUAAAAUCCGAUGAGACCAUAACUUCCGAUAUAAUGCAAAAGAGUAUUCUGGGUAGACUGUUACCUGAAGCAAUGGUGAACUAUUUGGAGAAUCACGGAGCAGAGAAAUUCGCUCAGAUCUUUUUGGGUGAAUUUGAUACACCAGAAGCGAUUUGGAAUGCUGAGAUGAGAAGGAUGUUGAUCGAGAAAAUAGCCGCACACAUCGCGGAUUUCACGCCACGACUCAGGAGCCACACCAUGGCACGAUAUCUAUACAUACCAAUACCUGUUAUACGGUAUCCUCAGUUGGAAAGGGAACUAUUUUGCAAUAUAUUUUAUCUUCGGCAUUUAUGUGAUACCAACAAGUUUCCAAAUUGGCCUAUUCCAGAUCCAAUCAAAUUAUUGAAGGAUGUUUUAGAAGCCUGGAAGUCGGAAGUUGAAAAGAAACCUCCAUUGAUGACAGUAGAAGAGGCAUAUAAAAAUUUAGGCCUUACAGGAUCUCACCAUGAGGAAUCAACAAUUAGAAAGGCUUACUACAAACUAGCUCAGAUGUACCACCCUGAUAAAAAUCCUGAUGGACGGGAUCGUUUCGAAUUAGUGAAUCAAGCAUACGAAUUUUUGUGCAGUAGGAGCAGUUGGACAACAGACGGUCCAAAUCCACACAACAUUGUUUUAGUUCUUCAAACCCAAAGUAUUUUGUUCCAUAGAUACUCUGAGGUAUUACAACCGUACAAAUACGCCGGCUACCCACAACUAAUAAAGACAAUCAAAAUAGAAACUGCUGAUGAACAAUUGUUUUCUAAGAGCGCUCCAUUGCUAACAGCUGCCAGUGAGCUUGCUUAUCACACUGUUCACUGUUCAGCUUUGAAUGCAGAAGAACUAAGGAGGGAAAAUGGAUUAGAGGUUUUACUGGAAGCUUACACAAGAUGUGUAAACGUAUUGAACAACUCAUCAAAACCUAAUGAAACUUGUGUACAAGUCAGCAUGCACAUCACUAGGUGUUUCGGUGUAGCCGCCCAGUUUCCUGGUUGUCGUGAACGUAUGUUAGAUUUGAAACAACUUAUAAAGGAUCUAUGCAGGAUAUUAUACUUUAAGCACCUUACAAAACUGUGCUCUAUCGCCACCGAAUGCAUAAGCGCCUUCGCAGUAGACGGCAUCCUGCAGGUUGAACUAUUGAAGGCUGGCGCCUUAUGGCAUCUACUACUUUUUAUGUUCAACUACGAUUUCACAUUAGAUGAAGGCGGUGUCGAGCGAACCGAGGAUGCUAAUCAGCAGGAAAUCAGUAACCGCCUGGCCAAGGAGGCUGUUAAAGCCUGCGCUUCACUUGGCGGUUAUAUAGCUGGACCAGACAAGCCACCACGUAACGAUCUCACCAGGUCAAUUCUAGAUAGUUUGUUGACCCCAUACCUGGCUAACCAACUGGGCAAUGAAAAGCCGGAAAAUAUUCUUAAAACUUUGAACAGCAAUAGUGAAACGCCUUAUUUGGUGUGGGACAACGGAACACGGGCGGAACUGAUGGACUUCCUCGAAACACAGCGCAGCGGAAGAGAACAAAUUGAUUUAGCCAUUGGCAACGAUUUUGCUUACUCCGCACAUAAGGGCGAACUUAGGAUCGGACAAAUAUUCAUACGAAUUUACAAUGAACAACCUACAUACCAAAUACACAAUCCAAAAGCUUUUACAAAGGACCUCCUUAAUUUCCUCAAAGGCCAAUCAGAAUUCCUGUUAAACUUGGUCAAUGUUGCUUAUUCAGUGACCAAGGAAGAUAGACUGAAACAUUCCGAAAUGGCCUUAGAUGCUCUCUGCAACGUGAUUCGAAACAACACGGGGGUGGAAUUGGAAUGCAAAGGAUAUUUUCCAAUGCUUUUUAGUCUUCUGAAUGUUACGCACAGUCCUAUUCAGAAAGGAGCCCUAAAUGUUGUUUCAGUCGUGACGAGAAAUAACGACUGUAUCAACGAUAUCGCUUCAAGUGAAGUUCUGGGUUAUUUGCUUCACAUUUUAUAUACCAUCCAGGAUUCGCAGCCCCAAAUUUUGGACACCUUAUACCAACUAACCACAACUACAAAAAUUGUCAAAGAAGCUCUGAACAAAGGUGCGGUUAUUUACCUACUUGACUUGUUUUGCAACUCCACCAACCCGUCAGUGCGUCAGACUUGUGCAGAACUUUUGGCACGCAUGAGCCUGGAUAAAUUAGUCGGACCUAAAGUUAGAUUGGCUCUGGGAGCCUUUCUACCCCCUAUUUUCGCUGACGCGAUGCGCGAAAGUCCCGAAACUGCGGUCAAUAUGUUUGAGUCGAGCCACGAACAUCCUGAACUCAUCUGGGAUCAGGAUGCUAAAGAUCGAGUUUGCGCCACGGUCGCCAGACUUCGAAGAGAACACCAAGCUGCCCAAGGCCAAAAUCCAUCAGCAGUUUGGAAGGUGCCAGAUACAAAUGGACUAUCCAAUUUGUCCCAACCUAACGAAUUCAUGGUCGGCGGAGUCUACUUAAGGAUCUUUAUUGCCAACCCAGCUUGGACUUUGAGGAAACCAAAGGAAUUCCUGUCAGAACUGAUGGAAACAUGUCUUAAUUUAAUGUCGAAAGACAAAACUAAUGUUGAUCAGUUGGAUGUAUGUACUCAAGCCCUCUGUUCCUUGUUGCAAGUACAGCCGGCUUUAUUAGACCUUGUACCAUCUAUGGGUCACAUACCAAGACUCUGCAGACAAAUGGGAUCAAAUAUUAGGCAAAUAGCAAUACCUAAAUCUGCUAUUUGUAUACUACAUGCACUUUCCCUUAGUAGUAUAUGCGUGAACGCAAUCGCACAAACGGACUGUAUGCACCCGUUAAAACAAGCAAUGCAGGUGCGAAAGGACAUGGUUUCGGUAGCGUGCGAGGCCCUACACCGUCUCUUCUCGAACAACCAGGAUCAACUUGUUAAACAAGCACUGGACGUAGAUUUUGUACCGUUCCUUUUGAACUUAUUGGAGGGGCGACUUGAAAUCGACAAUCCGGCUAUGACCAAGGCGCAAAUAGUAAAAGCACUAAAAUCAAUGGGUAGAAGCCUCCUUUACGGCGACAGGGUAAACAGUAUUUUGGAAAAGAGCACGAUUUGGGCCGAGUACAAAGAUCAGAAGCACGAUCUCUUUAUUUCGAAUACACCAAUUGCCGGGUAUUUAACAGCGGGUACACCAACAAGUGCAGGAUAUUUGACCCAGGGACCAAGUGCGAAAGUAUCAGUGGCCCCACCACCGGUCGAGAAAGAAGAUCCAACGCUUAGACACAACGUAAUUUGAUUUGCCAAUCGAAUUAUUGGUUGAACUACAGUGUGAUAAAUAACUAGCAUGUGAUUAUGCGCGAGUUAAGUAUUGGAAACAUUCCCUUAUUAAGAAAAAAGCAAUAGACUUGACUUACAGUGUUACAAAUAAUACAAUUAACAGAUGUGUAAAAAGUAAAUGUUACUUUAAGUAUAAAGUAAUUUGUAUGCUUUAAUAAGAUUAUUUAUGCUUUAUCCAAAAAUAUAUAUUUUUUCUAUUAUAGUUACAUGUCCUAUGUGUUAGUUACUAAAUUCAUUUAUAUCUAAUAAAAUGGUUUUUAAAUUUUAA
Messenger RNA from Aethina tumida (small hive beetle), 7229 nucleotides. RefSeq names its product dnaJ homolog subfamily C member 13 (gene Rme-8). The transcript has 27 exons. The record is from RefSeq and is a predicted model, not a curated record. Gene Ontology annotation, cellular component: endosome membrane. Lineage: Eukaryota; Metazoa; Arthropoda; Insecta; Coleoptera; Nitidulidae. Bases 207 to 6920 code for a protein of 2237 amino acids. Gene Ontology annotation, biological process: receptor-mediated endocytosis; endosome organization; regulation of early endosome to late endosome transport.